AUGAUGUGGCUCAAAACAAACAGUAUUGUGGCCAUAUGUCUCAUCAUCGGCCUGAAUGCUAAAGAAGUAAAUGCUAAUAUAGAGAAACAUAUGAGAGCUGGACAAUUAAACACCAAAGAUCUGAAAACGAUACGCAUUGUAAAGCAAAUAAGUGCUGAACGAAUGCGUGAUCAGUAUCGCCGAAACUCUGGGAGCAUAUUGGACGAGCAAUUGAAAUGGCUUGAUACCAGUGAAAUGUACAAUAUGGGUCGUAUUGCAAUGUUAUUGAAAGAGAAAAAUAUUUUUGAUGAAACACUGAUUCCUGCACCGUCGAAGAAAGCCAGUACAAGUCGACUUUGUGGUACCAAAUUAGUGGAAGCAAUCAUCAAAUUGUGCAACGGUUGUGUAAAACCUGUUGGCGGUAAAGCCGUUAGCGCUAAACGAUCAUUAACGACAUUAAUGAAACGUGGACAAACAUUGACUGAGAAAUGUUGCAUAAAUCGAUGCUCAUUUGACGAGAUGAAAUCAUUUUGUUGCGAUUGA
Brugia malayi is the source of this 522-nucleotide messenger RNA. RefSeq lists its product as uncharacterized. Lineage: Eukaryota; Metazoa; Nematoda; Chromadorea; Rhabditida; Onchocercidae. The coding region runs from base 1 to 522 and encodes 173 amino acids. The transcript has 2 exons. Gene Ontology annotation, molecular function: hormone activity. The record is from RefSeq and is a predicted model, not a curated record. Gene Ontology annotation, cellular component: extracellular region.